AUGGUUGAAAAUGUAGUGACACCAGAACAGGUGUUGUUCUACGGAUUUGAAAGUAUUGGGAGUCUACCUACGAUUACGGCCGACGACUACACUGAGCAUAACAUCUUUGUUUUCAAGGCUCACUUUGGCACAACCCCCAGCGCUUUCUGCCAUCUCUGGGAAGACAUUAUGAGUUUGAAGAACAAAGACUUGGGGCUUCUCCCAUCAGACAAGAGCGAGGAGGGAAUUAAGCGAUUGCUAGGUGCAAUCCACUUUCUCUGGGAGUAUCCUGAAAAAGCCACCAUAAUUGGAAUAAGCGAACAAAUGGUCCAACGCGAGAAGCUGUGGCAUUGGUUAAAAGUGAUUGGGUGA
Cylindrotheca closterium is the source of this 351-nucleotide messenger RNA. NCBI's taxonomy places the organism in Eukaryota, Bacillariophyta, Bacillariophyceae, Bacillariales, Bacillariaceae. The record is from the annotation of a GenBank genome assembly.